AUGAAGAAUGAGAUGAUCAAGUUGAAUGACACCAAGAAUAAGAUCAAAUCAUGUCUUGGUCUGAUUGAACAAGUUCAACAACCAGCAGUUCAACACCAAUUCAACAAUCACAUCAUCAAUAUGAUUGACAAUGGAUACUCUGUACUCUCAUUGGACACAUUCAAAUGGACAUCGCACAGGAAUGUAUUGCCUAGGAAGGUGGACCAUAGUUCAACAGCAACAGUUUACAUUCGUGGCCACAUCUACCAGUUUGGAGGUCACACCUCACCAAAACGAUACACUCGUAUCUCACUUGCCGAUAAUAAGUGUCAUGAUGCCAACAUUGUUGGAGUCAGUGGUGGCUCCUAUAUAUCAACAUGCUUCGAUGGUGACAAGUAUAUCUAUCUCGUUGGUGGACUCGGCGACAUAAAGAGACAGAAAAGCGUGGAUCGCUUCAACAUUGACACUCUCCAAUUCGAGCAUGUUGGCGAGUUACUAACACCAUUUACCGAUGGUUUGCACCACCACAACAACAAACUCUACCUGGUUGAAUCGAUGGUUGAUGGUAACAAUGUUACUUGUAUUGGUUACAGAAUCAAGACGUUCGACUUGUUGACCCGAACCAAUGAAAUACUGAUGGAGAUAAAAUGCACUGAAUACAUUGAAAGCGCAUGUUUCGAUGGCAUUGACAACUUCUUUGUAAAGACCAAUGAAUUCCAUCGAGUCACACUGUCAAGCAAACUGGUGACCGUGCUUGAGCAGUGUCCAUCAUUUGGCAACUUAAUGUAUGAUGCAACAGCUGAUGGUGUCAUCUUCAGCAUUGGUGGAAAGAACAAAAUCAUCUUUAUUCAAUUCAAGAUAACAAAUGGACAUUGA
Acytostelium subglobosum LB1 is the source of this 855-nucleotide messenger RNA. RefSeq lists its product as hypothetical. Bases 1 to 855 code for a protein of 284 amino acids. Gene Ontology annotation, molecular function: protein binding. NCBI's taxonomy places the organism in Eukaryota, Evosea, Eumycetozoa, Acytosteliales, Acytosteliaceae. The record is from RefSeq and is a predicted model, not a curated record. The transcript has a single exon.